UCCCGAUUUUUUGUUUCUUUCUGCAUAUCCAUCCUCAUAUUUUAAUUAGAUCACACGAAUGAUAUAAAAUAAUUUUAAGUUUUUACUUCUACAGUGUCAUCUCAGUCGAAAGAUGCAAUCGAAGCAAUAAAUCGGCCAUAGUAAACGUGCGUUUCGUGUGCUCGCGCCUGUCUACACCCGACUUAUCUCAUUGUUUAUGUAUGGAGAAUAAGCCAGGAAUUUUUAUGGUGAUUCGGCGCGUAUUCUCUUUUUUGUUGAAAAUGUCGAGGGGAUCAGGUGUGUGAGAGCUGUGUAAGUGCUCUGACGGAGACGGCUGAUUGUCACGGCGUCCCCCGACCGCCAAGUCAAGUUGGCGAAGGCACGCAGAGGUAUGAUUAAGGAGAAGGAGAAGGGUGGAGGUGCCCGCCUCAAGGACGAGCCCAGUGACCCUGCUGAGCCUGGCCACGGUUCCCGUCCGCCCUCGGCGUCGCUGCCCACUCCGGCGGCGCUGAAGAAAGAACCAGAAGACACGCAUCGUGUGAAGAUAGAACCCCAUAGUCAGCCCUCUGGCGAAGAUUCUGCGUCAGACCUUGGAGUUGACGGCAUUAAAACAGAGAUCGACGGCCUCAUGGACAGCGACGGUAAAAGUGACCCAACAAAAUCACCUUCCUGCGAACUGGGUGGACCUGGCUCGUUAAAAUCAGAAAGGCUAUCUUCAGACUCGAACGACAUUUUGGAUCCACAGACAGGCCUCAGAAGCUCGACAAAUAAUCUUCAGGAUGGAAACCCAAACUGUCGUAAUCCAAAUGGCCCAGAUAACAUGGGUUCGUGUAGAAUGGCGGGAGGUGGAGGGCCUAUGGGUCCUGGGGUUUCUAUGGGGCCUAUGUCUGCUAGUGAAGCACAAACACUUCCGUCGAAUGUAAUGAGCAAGCAGUCUGGCAGCAUGGAGCAGCAAAGUCAAAUCUUCGUAUUCUCUACAAUGAUGGCAAAUAAAGGAGCAGAAGCAGUGCUUUCCGGUCAGCACCACUCCAUUAUUGCAUACCAUUGUGCUCAACCUGCAACUAAGAAAUACUUAGAGAAACACCCAUUAAAAAUUGGUCAGUUCAAUAAACAAAGUCCUGCUCAGUGGUUGAACAAUUUAGCUAUGGCAAAAACACGGGGUGGAAUGCGAGGUGGGCCUAACAUGAUUGGAGGACCCAAUCAAAUGGGUCAUAUGAUGGGUGGACCUAUGGGCCCCAACAUGGGGCCGAUGGGUCACAGUGGAAUGGGUCAUAUGGGUCCUAGUAUGAUGGGGCCAAACAGAAUGAGUGGACCAGGUAAUCAAAUGAUGAUGAUGAAAGGUGGACCUGGACAGAUGGGUCAAAUGGGUCCUGGUAUGGGUCCCAUGGAUGGGUUUCCAGGAAGCACCCCGUCCUGCGGUGUCAUGGACGGCCUCGGUGCUGAUGGUGAAAUGCCCUGGGACACCAAAAACCCCUCUGUAAUGUCUAAUGGCAUGUCAAAUGGUCCGGGACAAUUACCUGCAUGCUCGGAAGCAUCGGGCCAACCGCCCGAUUCAGGCUCUGCAGAUGGUGGAGAUUGUCAAACUGGACCUAAAGGCGUAAAAAUACCAGAUGAGAACCUGACGCCACAGCAGCGUGCGCAUCGCGAAGAGCAGCUUGCAACGAUACGAAAAAUGCAACAAAUGUUAUUCCCUGAGAGUGGAGGAAACAAUGUCAACCAAGGUUCAGGAGACAACUCGCAAGCGCCUAACGAUAUUAACCCUCCAAAUUCUACGGCAAAUAUGAAUAUGCCCUUUCCACCAAUGUCUGGAAUGGGCCCUAAUGGCCCUAUGGGACCUGGGCCUAAUGGACCCAUGGUAUCGAUGUCAAAUAAUAUGAACUCUGGACCAAGUUGUACAAUGGCUGGCCCAAUGGGUCCAAAUGGACCUAUGGGUGGUCCAAUGGGCCCAAAUGGCCCUAUGGGAGGUCACAUGGGCCCUGGCGGGCCGAUGGGUGGCAUGGGUGGACCGGGCGGUAUGGGAAUGGGUCACGGUUCUAUGGGUCCCAAUGGAAUGAUGGGGCCUAAUGGACCCAUGAUGGGUGGUAUGGGUCCUAAUGGUCCCAUGGGACCUCUGGGGCCAUGUGGAAUGAAAGGAAUUCGUGGACCAUGUGGAGGACCUGACAUGAAAUCGGGAAUGUGCACAGACAUGCAUAUGGGUAGAGGUUGUGGGGGACCUAUGGGGCGUAUGCCGAACCCAAUGGGAGGUAUGGGAGGUCCUAAGCCCUGUAUGAUGGGCGGACCACAUAUGGGACCCAGAAUGAUACCUGGGCCCAAUCUGAACGCGAUGAACGGUAGGUUUCACGGCGGUAUAAUGAUGGAUGGGAGUAUGAUGGGAGGCAUGAUGCCGCAUGGCGACUGCGGUCCCGACCACCACGGAGUGCCCGUCAACGGACCUAUGUGCGAUGAGUACGGACGCGGAAGAAAUAUGGGUCCAGGAGACCCCGGCGGGCUGGGUCCAGGGUUGGUUCCGGGACUGGGCCACAAGCCCGGUCUGCGCAGCCCCAAGAGUCCCGGCGGUCCGGAUAUCGACUGGCAAAAAUUACAACAUCAGUUCUUUGACGAUCCUAAAUCUAUGGACACCGAAUUAAGUACGCAAGUGAAGUCCCCUUGUUCCGAAAGAGGAAGCUGUUUGCCUCCGCCCCCGUAUGGUGCCUCACCCCUACACCGCUCUGCCUCAGUGCCUAUAGCAACACAAUCCCCGGGUCACGGCUCCGUACAGAUGCCAAUGUCAGCUGAGGCGUCCCGGGCAGGAUCGGGCCUCAACAGUCCGGCGCACUGCAAGCCGGGACCCAAACAGGACGGGCCAGAGAUACUAGAGAAACUAGACGACGGUGUGUUUGUGCGAACGCUCCAAAGCUUGGCGGCGCAGCAACAGAAGAACCAACAGAGCGGCCAGCACGGCAAGGAGCCCAGCCUGAUGCCGGUGCCCUCGCCGCAACAAAUAUCCUACCUCAACCAGUUCGAAGGACAAGAAUUAACGAUACAAAAACAGCCGAACACGUCUUUAAAAGACAACGGACCCCCGUCGAACAGUGGAGGACAAACACCACAAUCAAAUUCAAAUCAAAAGUCACCAGCUGGAAUGAUGCCGGGGACCCCAGAACCUCACUCGUCGUUAUCUGAACAAAGAGCAGGAAGAUUUUCUCUGGAACAAAGUCCAGGAUUCAAUAAUCCGCAGACACCUACGUCUGUAUCAAAUACAAAGUGUGGACAAGAUGAAAAAUCAAGGCCCAGUCCGUCGUCGAACAGGUCAAGUCAAGAUAGCGCAUCGAAGACGCCUCAGCGCGAGUCGGGACUCAACCAGGGACCCUACGCGCCCUCAUCGUCAGCCGCCUGCGGGAACAAGGGCAGCUGUAGUAUAGCCUCCACCACGCCGAGUGUUAGUAACAUUGAGGAUAGCCUCUCAUCCAAUACUGAGCCUACGUUAUCAGGGGGUCCGAACAGUACGAGUCUCCCGGGCGGGUUCCCUGGUGCGUGCAGUCUUAGCGGGCGGCCUGACAACAUCCCCAUCAACCCCAACCAGGGACCCGCCGGACCGCUCGGACCCGCCACCUCCUCCUUCGACCCCAUCUCGUCCCUGGCGCAGAUGUCGCAGCAGCUCACCAACACGGUGGGCGGGGCGCCGCCCAUGCCGCCCGCCCCCAACAACAUGGGGCCCUUCGGACCGCAUCACGUGCAGCAUCACCACGCCAUGCACCCUCACUCGCAUCCCCACAUGAUGAUCAACGACUUGGGUUGCCACAUGGACGGCAUGGGAGGACCCGGAAUGGGCGGGCCGAUGGAAAGCAUGAUGGGUGGAGGUGAUUUUCCCGGAGACAUGAGCUUGAGCCCAAAGAUGGGCGGUGGUCCUAUGGGCGGGCCGGGGGGCGGAAUGGGCCCCGACGGCAUGCUGGGCGCGCGCGGCGGUAAGAUGUCGUUCAACGGCGCCAACGUCCAAGUGAAAGCGAGCGCACCCAACACCAUCCAAUACCUGCCGACGCGCGCGGCCCUGACGUGCGCGGGGCCCCGUGCGCCGCCCAGCCUGGAGUUCCUGCGCGGCGUCGCCAACCCGAUGCCCCUGGACAAGGGCCCGUACCGCGCGCCCAUGCGCAUGCCGCACCACUACCCCGGCGGCUUCCCCGACGCGCCCAAGAUGUCGCCGGAGUCUUUCGGUGCGACGUUCCGCGGCGGCAAGCGCGUGGGAGCCGCCCAGCCGCUGCCGCCCUCGGUGGCUCCGACGCCGUUCAAGGGGCAGGGCUUCAUGCCGUCCCCGCAGGACCCCGCGUACGCAGCCCAGUUCCACAACUUCCAGCAGCAGCUGUACGCGACGGGCAGCCGCGCCGCGCAGCCGCACCAGCCCUACCCGCCCUACCAGCCGCCCAAGUGAUGACCGCCGCCGCCUGUCUGACUGCGACCCCCUCCGCUCUGCGUUCUUUGAACUACAGUUUUAAACGUUACUUUUGCUGAUAGCAAUAAAAUUAGUUUUUAGUAUUUUUUACACGGACAUGCCAGACCUUCAGUGUAUCGGUUCCUUUACUUAGCUGUUUUACGUACGUUUCCUAUGCACACAGAUAUCUAGUCAAUUUUGAAAUUACCGGAGCCCGACCCGGGACGCGAGGUCUCCGCUCGACUCUGGAGUGACGCACAACUACAUUAACAUAUAUGUUUUGUCCGCUUUAGUUUUACGGAUACUCUAUUAAUGAAAUUCGUAUAAUGUAACGUUUCGGCUCGUCGCGUCGGCCAGCACGACUCUGGAAUUUGUGUACCAGCUGUAAUGACUGUUUCUUUUGAUCUGAGUAGCAACGUUUUUCUGUCUUCCAGUACAUAUACUAGACUUUAUGAUGCAAAAUAGUGGAGUGCAGCAAUUGUUUUACGCUCCGAAAGUGGGGUUAGUACUUGCCUAUUUGCAAGUCUUAAAUAGUAUUUUUUUUUGUUUUUAAUGUUUAAAAGUACUUAAAUCGUCUGUUGCCAUAUUAUUUGCCACGUGAAUUUAUUUCGUGAUAUUAUUAACCGUCUUUAUUUUAAUUUAUUAACUGUAAUUCUGUACGAACAAUGCCAAUAAUGGAACGCAACACUGUUUUAUUUCGAUAGUACAUAGGACAUAUUAAUAUGCUAGGCUAGUAGUCGCACAUUGUGGAUGUCACAGUGGCCUUGAUGAACUAAUGCCUUGUUUGUAAAGCAAUGAACCCCGGCGGAUGCAGGCUUCGAAUGGUGACGGUUGUACAGUGAGGGAAGACGCAGCCGUGACGUCACGUCAGUGUCGCCUCUCUGCUGUCGUACGAGGAUCGUAUCUCACUAUCGAAUAGACGUAUUUCUGUAUAAAUAUUACUCUUAAAUGUUUUAUUUUUUCAAAUUGAACGUACUCACAGAAGUUUUUUUACGAUUGAAAAAAAAAAAAGCAAACGCCUACUCGAUAGUGUGGACAUAUUUUCAAGUUGUAUACUGACUGUGCAGCAUACAGAGAUAAUAUUUAUUUAGUUGAUUUAUUCUUCGUUAUUCUGAAAUGUUAAUUAGUCAAGAUGACGAAUGCUUGGUGUGCGUAAAUUGUAUGAGAGAUUGAGACUGUUGUUUAGCUUAUAAGGUCGUUUCAGAAUUUGGAAGAAUAUUUGAAUCGUCAGAAAUUAUUAUACAUUGUUACAAUUUAAUUUAAACCUGAGAAGAUACACACAUUAUGAUAGAAAUAAAGUGCAUAGAUUUUUGUCUAUGAUAAACUCUAGUUUAUAUUUGUGUGUUCAUACAGUCUGUAUGCAGCUUAAGAUCUCAGAAGUUAGUAGAGAGUGGAAUUAUUGUGAGUAUAAGCACAACAGUCCAGUAAGAAACACCCGCUAGCAAUUAGAUAGUCGUAAUUUAAAUGUAAUUAUUAAUUUUAAGGUAAAGAAUGGUUCUUGUUUUUAGGAUAAGUGAAGAGCAAUGAUAUAAUAAUAGUUUGUGUAAUAUUAAAUAAGAGAUGAAAUUAAGAUGCAAACUAUUGGUUGUGAUUCUGACACAAUUUGUUAAGUUGUUCGUAGGUCACAAUGAUUAUUGUGAAACUUACUGACUUCAUGAUAAGGCCCUUUUUUUUUUUGUUUUUUUUUUUAAUAUUUUUACAUGUCGUUCUCGUUUGUAUUUGUACAUCGCUAACAAUAAUUGUACAGAGUACUUUUGGACUUAAUUUAAGGCAAUAAAUGUAUUUAUUUUAUAACUCGUGAUGUAAGAAUUUAUUCUUAAUUAUUAUAAAAAAAUAUAUAUAAUAUGCUUGUAA
This is a messenger RNA of Bombyx mori (domestic silkworm), 6238 nucleotides long. RefSeq names its product collagen alpha-1(I) chain. The record is from RefSeq and is a predicted model, not a curated record. Lineage: Eukaryota; Metazoa; Arthropoda; Insecta; Lepidoptera; Bombycidae. The coding region runs from base 371 to 4384 and encodes 1337 amino acids. The transcript is spliced from 20 exons.